Messenger RNA from Helianthus annuus (common sunflower), 2229 nucleotides. Its product is annotated as putative pentatricopeptide repeat-containing protein At1g12700, mitochondrial. Gene Ontology annotation, molecular function: protein binding. The record is from RefSeq and is a predicted model, not a curated record. The coding region runs from base 370 to 2124 and encodes 584 amino acids. Lineage: Eukaryota; Viridiplantae; Streptophyta; Magnoliopsida; Asterales; Asteraceae. The transcript has 2 exons.
GUAAAAUAUAAAGUGAGAAAGAAGAUCUUUUUGUCAAAAAACAGGCGUCAAAAGAGCUCAAGACUUGGAAUCCACUUUCACUACCGGAAAUUAAGGUUGGUUGUUGGAUGAACUGCACAAGAUUUCGCAUUUGUUGUUACUCUACUACUCCCUCAGCCCACCAUUUCAAUCAAACAUUUCUCUCUCUCAAACAUGCUUCUGGAUCCACCAAGGUCGAUGACGCCCUCCAACUGUUUGAUGAAAUGCUUCUAAGACAACCUCCACCUCCCAUCGUACAAUUUACUAAGCUGAUUGCUGGUCAGCUAGUGUUUUGCUUCCUCUGCAGCACCUUGUCUUUUCUGCUUGAUUGAUUUGAAACUGAAUGUAAGGAUGAACCGCACAAGAAUUGGACUUUGUUUUUACUCUACUACUUCAGCCUCAACCUCCCAUUUCAAUCAAAGAAUCCUGCAUCUCAAAAAUGCUUCUGGAGCCACUAAGCUCAAUGAUGCCCUCCAACUGUUUGAUGAAAUGCUUCAAACACAACCUCCACCGAACAUCAUCCAAUUUAAUCAGCUCAUCACUCUUGUUGUAAAGAUGAAACAUUAUUCCACUGCUCUUUCACUCUUUAAGCAAACGAAGUUGAUGGGUAUUCCUGCUAAUAUCUAUACUAUCAACAUCUCUAUUAACUGUCAUUGCCGGUUGAAUCAAGUUACUUAUGGUUUUGCCUUACUCGCAACCAUCUUCAAGCAAGGUCUUCCACCUGAUUUGACUACCUAUAACACUCUCAUUCAUGGGCUUGUUCUUGCUGAUCGGGUCUUUGAAGCUGUUGAGUUAUUCAAGAAACUGCUUAGAGAUAAACUUUGUGAGCCUAAUCACGUUAUGUAUGGAACCGUUAUUAAUGGCCUCUGUAAAGUAGGUCACACUAGCAAGGCCCUUGAAUUGCUCACGUUCAUGGAAUCAGGCUCUUGUAAACCAGUUGUACAUCAGUACAAUACAGUCAUUAAUAGCCUUUGCAAAGACAAAAUGGUUGAUGAUGCACUAGAAUUAUUUACGCAUAUGACGGAAAAGGGUGUCCCUACGGACGUUAUCACUUACAACUCUUUGAUUCAGGGCCUAUGUAACUUUGGUCGAGAGACAGAAGCUGCAAAAAUGUUGAGAGAUAUGGAGGAUGUAGGAGUAUCUCCAGGUGUGGAUACGUUUAAUAUCUUGGUGGAUUCCUUUUGCAAGCAAGGAUCGGUAAAAGAAGCAGAGCUUGCUGUACAAGCAAUGGUACGAAGAGGUCUACAUCCAAACAUAAUCACUUACAAUGCACUAAUCGAUGGAUACUGUUUACGUGGUGAAAUAGAGGAAGCAGAGAAUGUUAUAGAUCGUAUGAUGGAGCAGGAUAUUGUGCCCGAUAUCAUCACCUAUAACAGCCUGAUAAAUGGAUACUGUAAGAAGAAGCAAAUUGAUAAGGCUAGGCAUCUCUUUCAAGAAAUUCAAGACAAGGGUUUGACCCCGAACGUUAUUACUUACGGUAUCAUGUUACAAGGUUUGUUUCUAUCAGGGCAUCCUGCAGCUGCUAGAGAACUCUUUAACAAGAUGCAAGAAAAGGGCCUGGCUCCCGAUAUAUGCACCUAUCGUAUCUUGUUGCAUGGAAUGUGCAAAAACUCCCAGUGUUCUGAUGCAUUGGCUCUCUUCCGUUCGCUGGGGAAUGAAGAAUUGAUGGAAGAUGUAGGGUUGUAUACUAUAUUGAUUGACGGUUGUAGCAAAUGUGGGAAGCCUAACGAGGCUAUGGAUCUGUAUGAUGAACUCUGUUUAAAAGGAUUAAAACCGAAUGUUAGGACAUAUACAGUGAUGAUAAGUGUGUAUUGCCAAGAAGGGUUAUUUGUUAAAGGUAAAAAUUUGCUUAGAAAGAUGGAAGAGAAUGGUUGUUUGCCAAAUAGCGUGACGUAUAACGUUCUUGUUCGAGAGUUGUUGAAGAAAAACGAGUGUCAGGAGGCAGAGAUAUUUCUCGAAGAAAUGAUAAACCGAGGUUUUAUGCCUGAUCAUGCUACUUUUGAGAACUUACUAGUCCGGAUACCAAACGUUGGAAAAGAUUCUCGUUUACGAACUAUCGUUCUAAAGCUAACAAGUGUAGAAAGAAAAGACGCCAAGAGUACUUAAUCUAACAUCUCGGUUCAUUUCUUGAACUUGGAAAAAUCAAGUUUGGGUGUUUGCUAAUUGCUGUAGAUUUCUUGCUUGCUUAAGUUGCAUAGAACAUGAUUAUUA